AUGGAUACGUGGAAAAAGCAGGUUGGCGAGAGGACGCCUGAGCAGUCGAGACACCCGUCGCCAGACCGACUGCAGCAACGCUUAAACAGGAUUUUUGACGAAUCAAGGACGAACAACAACCAGCUAUCGAGAGGUCAACAGGAGGCAACAUGGACUGCUUCAGUUCGCGCUGCCACAUACUCUGCAGAAGGGGGUCGGUCUCUGCCCAGCUCACCAACAAAAUCGUCGCGGCUACGGCCUCACGAGGACCGACCUCACAGCUCUUCCCAAGGUAUUGCGGCCUCGCACCGUCGUUCCAAAACCGACCUUCCGGGUCUUACGAAUGGGCCAUCGUUCCCUAUAGAUGGAGUAAGGACGACCAGCCACUCUUCUGACACGGACCCGUCCAAGCUUGAGGACGUGGAUCUGGGCGUCUCAACGGAGAAAACCAACGAGCCUAAAUCCAACCGCUCAAGCCGACUGUUCUCUGGACUGUUCCAAGGGGAAUCUUCACCUAUGCGAUUGGGUCUUAUUUCCUCCCCACGUUCGGAUAAGGGAGCUAGCGAUGACAUGAUGCAAGACGCCUCACCUUCCCUCGAGCCAUCAAGUCGCAACUCGUCCCCGUCACCCACCAAGCUGGCCAGAAAUAUGAACGUCGCGGCGCUGAGGCAGGUCGCUUCAGGAAACCCUUUCUCUUUCUUCACAUCAAAAUCCCAGCAAGCUCAAAAGGACUCGUUUCCAGAACCUGCCGAUGAUAAGCUAUUAAAUCUCGACAUAAAAUCUAUUCUAUCUCACCCUUCUUUUGCCGACCUCCCCCCUGAAGAAGCCCUUCAUGCCUUUCGAACCAACGCCGAAAAUGUCUUACGCGAAUUCCAAGAAGCUUACAAGCUACGAACUUUUGCAUUACAUGGAGCAGUAGCAGAGAAAAAUACACAAGCAGAUGAGCUCGAGGAUUCUCAAUCUCGGAUCAAAAAUAUCAAGUCUCAGCUUGACGGAAUGGCGGCUAGGGUGGUCGAACAGGACAAAGCUCUGAAAGCUCUGACGGAGGAACUCAAGGCCGAAAGACAAAAGUACCAGGACGAAAUGAAGGCUAAGCAGCAGCAACAACAGCAGAAACAACCAGAAGAUGCUGCUACGCCAACUCGGGAUUCUAAGGGUAGCCAUUCAAAGCAAUCCAGUGGCGUCACGGUUACCAGUGAUUCCGGUUUUGACUCUGGGGACGAGAGUGUUGCGGAAAGUGUGUUUUCCAGGGAAAAUGACGAUGGUGCAUCAGUCAACACCAGGUUCUCCACGGUCUCGGUGUCAAGCCCGUCUACAACGACUACUCUACAACCAAGCCCGGCUGCACCUGGGCCUACAUCCGCACCUGCAUCAAGUCCAAGUACCCCCAAAGCUACCCAGCCGGCAGCUCCACAACGCGAAAGCGCCUACGGAAGGGUUCUUAAAGGCAUAUCAUCAUCCACCUUCGGUUCGUCCUUCAACGCUUUGACGUCUUCUAGACUGAAAUGCCCCGAUUGCCGUGCCAAUGGCUCGUCAGACGCUUCAACCGUCACGAGUAUUCUAAGAGAGGAGAAUCGAUACCUAAAGAACCGCAUUGUCGAUCUUGAAGCCGCGGUUGACGAAUGUAUUUCUCUUGUUGGAGGAUAA
Messenger RNA from Nannizzia gypsea CBS 118893, 1626 nucleotides. RefSeq lists its product as hypothetical. The record is from RefSeq and is a predicted model, not a curated record. The transcript has a single exon. NCBI's taxonomy places the organism in Eukaryota, Fungi, Ascomycota, Eurotiomycetes, Onygenales, Arthrodermataceae. The coding region runs from base 1 to 1626 and encodes 541 amino acids.